AUGAGCCAUCACAAGACAAGUGCUCACGAGACGUUAAAACAAUCGUCUCUACCUCCACCCAAAACGGCCAAUAUCCCUCCACCGCCUCCACCCCCACCGCCUCCGCCUCCCGACCCCGCUGUCCUUCCAAUCAUCAAAACGCAACUCAUCACCCUCUGUGCCGCAUUCCACAUCUUCAACAAACUUAUCACCAAAUUGAGCGGCCAAUUAAAUUCACUCUACCGAGACGCAAACGACGCUCAAGCAGCUAGCCAGGCAAGCAUCAAGCGCAUGAUGGAAACAAUCAAGACGAUAAUAGAGGGUCGGGACAAGUUGGAACGUGCAUAUCAAGAGCUUUUGGAGGAGUUGGAUUUGCUGCGGGAGAAGGUGGGUGAUGAGCCGGAGUUGAUAAAGGUCAGGCAGGUGGGAUGA
This is a messenger RNA of Pyrenophora tritici-repentis Pt-1C-BFP, 411 nucleotides long. The record is from RefSeq and is a predicted model, not a curated record. Lineage: Eukaryota; Fungi; Ascomycota; Dothideomycetes; Pleosporales; Pleosporaceae.